AUGGGUGCCUGUGCAUCCUCAACUUCAAACCCCAAAUCAGGUAGACCUGUGGGAGCUGGAGGAGGAGAAGGGUCGAGCACGAUCGGACGCUCAUCAACAACGUCCGCCAAGGUGGUUCACAUCGAUGGUCAUGUUCAGGAGUUCGGGCAACCAAUCCAAGCCAAGGGCGUCGUUUCCCAGAACCCGAACUGCUUCCUUUGCAGCUCAGAGUCCAUGUCCGUUGGCACCUGCGUGCCCCGGCUGCCUGAUGAUGAGGAACUCCAAUCGGGACAAAUUUAUUUCCUGUUGCCACUCUCCCAAUCCGACAAACCUCUUUCCUUACCAGACUUGUGUUCUCUUGCCAUCAAAGCUAGCUCUGGAAUAAGGAAAGACAGUGUUGACCACUCCUCCAGUAAUUCAAAACUCAUUCCCCGGUGA
Messenger RNA from Theobroma umbraticum, 417 nucleotides. RefSeq lists its product as uncharacterized. The record is from RefSeq and is a predicted model, not a curated record. Lineage: Eukaryota; Viridiplantae; Streptophyta; Magnoliopsida; Malvales; Malvaceae.